Molecule: messenger RNA, 834 nt
Organism: Prunus armeniaca (apricot)
Lineage: Eukaryota; Viridiplantae; Streptophyta; Magnoliopsida; Rosales; Rosaceae
Source: the annotation of a GenBank genome assembly
AUGAAAACCGGUUCCUCGAGGCCGAAGACGAAGCCACCCCGCCAGGACGAGGGUACUUCGGCACAAGAGGGUACGCCGGUCGAUCGGCAGCUGGAGAGAAGGGUGGCGGAGGCCGAGCUGAUCCGGGAGGCCCAUCUCCAGGCGACCGAAAAUAGGGUGAUCGAGGGUGCCCUCGAUGUGACCCCUCUGUCGAAGAAGCCGAGGGGGUCGAAUGAGGAAGCAGCCGUUCUCGUGUCGGACGAGGAGGAUACCGAAGUGGAGCCGGUGAACAUCGCUUGCCCCCGGAAGGUGGUACCAUUCGUGAACUGCUUCAUCGACAGUGCUCAGAUGGAGCUCUCAGAGCUGGAGCAGCUGCCGAAGAAGUCGGUGCGCGAACAGGCCGGACAUGCCUUCCGCCUCCAAGCUGCCGCUAACAUGGAGAUGUGGCUCAGCAUGAAGCGGGCUAUGAAUACGGCCGAGCGCGUCCAGAAGAAGUAUGAGGAAGGCCAAGCCAAAAUUGCCGAGGCUGGGAAGCUACUCCAGGAUGCGGAUCGGCAUGCGGAGGAGAACGCUGCCAAGAUUGCCGAGCUAUCUUGUAGGCUGGCAGAGGCUAAGAGGGCAGUGGUAGAGGCCAAGGAGGCGAGGGCGGGGGCUGAGGCGGCGAAGGAGGAGGAGCUUCGGUCCCGGGCUAGGGAGGUGGAGGAGGCCAAGAAAAAGGCCAUAGCUGAGUAUCGAAGCUCGCCAGAGUUCAUUGCCCUCAUGGACAAGGAGGUGAUGGAGAAAUGCGAGGAUCUCAUCUACCGGUUCAAGCGCUUUAAUGAGGAUCUCAUCCGCCACCGUUGCCCGAGAGGGUAA